AUGAUCCAGUCCGGAUACCUGUUGACAAUCAGCUUCUUAGCUGCAGUUGGCUAUUUCGCUGCUCUGUGGAUCAGCGGAUAUAGUCGACGACCGAAAGGGACCAGAAAGCUGCCUGGACCCAAGGGUGUUCCUAUCGUAGGCAAUCUACUACAGAUUCAAUCCCGACACUCCUGGCUACAGUUCAAAGCUUGGGCGGACAACUAUGGGCCAAUAUUCUGCCUCAAACUUGGGCUCCGUGAACACGUAGUCAUCUCUUCGGAGGCAAUUGCCAACGAACUUCUGCGGGAGCGUGGUAAUAUUUACUCAUCACGGGAGCAGGUUCCGAUGGCAGCGGAGCUUCUGUCGCAUAAUCUACGCCCUCUACUACUUCCAUACAAUGAUCGGUGGCGACGAGUGCGGAAGUUUAUGCAUCAGCUUACUAUGCCCCGGGUGGCAGCCACAUAUGAGCCUUCGCAAUCGCUCGAAUCGAAACGUCUAGUCUACAACCUUCUCCGAGAUCCAACCAACAUUGCUCUCCACCUACAGCUAUAUUCAGGAGGACUCAUCUUCCGCAUCGGCUAUGGCAAGCGUCUGAAGAGUCACGAAGAGCCGUAUCUUCGUCGCAUCAUUCAAGUCAAUCAUAAUCUAGAACGCAUCGCGUCUCCAGGAUCGUAUCUGGUCGACACGAUUCCGCUUCUAAAACACUUGCCGACAUGGCUUGCGCCCUUUAAGCAGGAAGCUGCUCGCCUUCAUGCAAAAGAGGUGGGACUGUUCCGUGAACUCAUUGAUAAUGUUCGGGAGGAAAGGCACCAAUACAACGCAAAGCCCUGCUUUGCUCUGACACUACUCGAAGACCAAGAGAGGUUUGAGCUGACUGACGACGAAGGCGCAUACGCAGUUGGAACCAUGUUUGAAGCUGGGAGUGGAACGACUAGUGCAGCGAUGUUGAACUUCGUUUUUGCCAUGACUCAUUACCCAGAGUGGCAGACACCGUUGUGGGAAGAGCUUGAUCGGGUCUGUGGGAAUCGAAUACCUGAAUUUACAGACAUUCCGGAGUUGCCCACUGUCCGAGCAGUCAUCAAAGAGACAAUGCGAUGGCGCCCUGUCACCGCAGGAGGCGUGCCCCAUCAGCUCACGAAAGAUGAUGUCUACGAUGGCUAUUUCCUGCGCGCCGGGACAAUGGUGCAUGCCAACCAAUGGGCCAUACAUCGUGACCCUAAGCUAUAUCCUGACCCCGAGACUUUCAAUCCUACACGCUGGUUGUCCAAAGAGUUUCCUACCUACAGCGAGCCUCUUUCCAAGUUCCCAAACCUGCAGAACUUCACUGCAUUUGGGUCAGGCCGUCGAAUAUGUCCUGGCAUGAAUAUCGCCGAGCGAUCACUCUACAUUCUCACCGCUCGAAUCGCAUGGGCAUGCAAAAUCUCGAAGAAGCGGGAUUCUGCCGGUCAGGAAAUACCAGUGCCGCUCUACGAUUAUACGGCUGGCUUUAACACUGAGCCCAAUCCGUGGUCGUUUGAGCUGGUCGCACGGAACAAAGAACGAGAGGAAGCAAUUAUCAAAGCAUGGGAAGAAGCGAUGGACACUGAUCCUUUGAGCAGCUAA
This is a messenger RNA of Cadophora gregata, 1581 nucleotides long. RefSeq lists its product as uncharacterized. Gene Ontology annotation, molecular function: iron ion binding; oxidoreductase activity, acting on paired donors, with incorporation or reduction of molecular oxygen; monooxygenase activity. The transcript has 3 exons. Bases 1 to 1581 code for a protein of 526 amino acids. The record is from RefSeq and is a predicted model, not a curated record. NCBI's taxonomy places the organism in Eukaryota, Fungi, Ascomycota, Leotiomycetes, Helotiales, Ploettnerulaceae.